Molecule: messenger RNA, 1983 nt
Organism: Paraglomus brasilianum
Lineage: Eukaryota; Fungi; Glomeromycota; Glomeromycetes; Paraglomerales; Paraglomeraceae
Source: the annotation of a GenBank genome assembly
AUGAUAAAAAUAUCGCAAAAGCAAUCGCUUAUUCGGUUCUUCCAAGAAACCUUCAGGAACACCCGAAGCACGAAAACGCGAAGAAGAACAACUGUUGAAAUCAGAAAGGCAACAGAAACAACAACAGCAGUCAAAGAAACAAAAGCAGUCGCGAAACAACAGCAGCAACAACAGCAGCAACAACAGCAGCAACAACAGCAACAACAGCGGCAGCAACGACAACUCCAGUCUCGUUCACGGCAGAGUACCCUUCUUAAUUUUUCGUCUGAAGAAUUACCUUCCCUUCCUUGGGAUCAGCAAGAAUCCAUAAAGAACACUUCAAUACAGUCUUCUCGCUCAGUCGAUGAACCAUUAAAGAGACAGUCUAUCCAGAGGCGCUCUUCGGAUAAAAGUUCGAGGAAACACCGCCAAAGCCGCGAAAAGCCGGCGAGCUUAAAUUUAACCCAGAAAAUUGAGCGCGAAUAUAUCGAAGUCUCUGAUGAAAAGGAUCAUACGCCUCUUGUUACACCACAAGAGCGCUCCCGUCCCCCAAGCUCAGAGUUUUACAGUUCGCAGUAUGGACAUUCUCACAGCGACGAAUCCGUCAUUCCUCGAGAGAAGCGAUCAUCUGCAUCUCUCGAAGUUUAUUCCACAGAACUCAGACAAACAAUAUACCGAACCACUAUGCCUCAAGCAACAGCUGACUAUUCGUCUCGGUCUGAUUUGACCAGCAGUCAAUCGAGCCGAUCGUCUUUGAGUCAAUCCUCUUUGAGCCAAUCGUCUUUGAGCCAAUCGUCUUCGAGUCAAUCGUCUGUAGUCUCAACACCAUCUUUAGAACUUUAUAGUCGAAACAAUACUAACGAAAACCUUGGUGCUUUUGAACACGAGGGCAGGUUAUCAUUUGGCUCGCCAACUUUAUCGGCUAGUGCAGACGGAGCUUAUCGCGGCCUUUCAACUCCUCGACGACCUCCCGCACAACGCCGACCGUUGUCAGACUCGUUAACUGCGCGCACUAAAAUAUCUUCUUCAUCGCGAAGAUCGAGUGACAGUAUGCUAUUGUCGGGCGUUAACCUACCACCUGCACGUUAUGAACAAAGGGACACAAAGAGUAUGUCAUUACACGAAUAUCACAAGUAUCAGCAAGAAAUGGUCGUUGUACAAUUAAAAAAGAAUCAAGAAAAAGCAUCGAGACGAGCCCUAGCUAGUAAAAAAUUGUCAGACAUGAAUACGUCUCGGCCAAUGGGACUAACACUAAUACAGAGGCAGCAAGAAUAUAAGGAACAAUUAACUUCUAUGGUAGGUAUACAGAAUAAACCAGUUUCAAAAUUUGCUGAUGGGAUAAAGUCAAAUAUCAGUUCUAAACGGCAUAGCGCCGUGGAAUAUGGCACAAUAAGAAGAACCUUGGAUGGGACUGCGGAUAUGGAAAAUAGGAAGAGGUCGAAUACGGUGGACGGAACGAUGCAGACUGCUACCGAUGUAGCUUCUAAGCGCAAAAGUUACGUUGAUGCAUCACCCUCUACGAGUGUCAGCAGUAGUUACUCGAAACGUCUUGGAGCCAAGUUACUAGAUGAGAUGGGUGAUACUCGUCCCAACAUUACGGCAAGCACGUUUGUACCGCCGCCGCCAAGUAAAUACCAUCCCAAUUCCAAUUUACAAUCGCAGUCCUUACCGUCUCGUCACAUGUCCAAACAGAUGCAUAGCAUUAUCGAGGAAAAGAACCCAUAUUAUUUACAUGGGAAAAGUUGUUCGGAAUCUGUAAUUCAAAAGCGCGCUUUUCCACAACCGGAGAGAAGUUCGCUCACGUGUUUACCAUCAUUCCAACAUUCAACCAGUUCUUUAUCGUCUUCUAGUUCAACUAAUCAUUCUAGCAGUAGUGGUAGUCGGACAGCAGCAAGAAAAUCCAUAUUAAGUAAUGCCCAUUCGUCCGGAAGUAGACCUUUAUCUGCAUAUUACGGUGCUGGAGUUCAAACGGAAAAAAAGUCGAGGAGAAAAAGUGCCAAAUAA